CGGGGAAAUAUAAAUGUCAAACUUCGUUCGCGCAUGACUCGUGCCGACGUUUGGUCUCGUCGUGUCCCUUUUCAGUCCAGCUUUCGCACACGGUUUCUUUCCAUCAUUGACUGUGAUUAGCAAAGCGACGCCUUUUAGUAGCGCACGUCGUAGUUCCAUCUUCGCCGCAAGAACCUUCAGCUUGCAGCGUCCGGAAGCCAUUGCUUACCCGCACAGGUACCUGGCAACAGAGCGAAGGAAUUUAACGGUUCUCCAGCAGCAGCAGUACUAUUCGACCGCAUCAUUUACAGUCGACAAGGAGAACAACGAAGAAUUCAUUGAAAUGGCUCCGAGAUUCGAACGUGACGACUACAAGAAGGACUCGUACCGUGGCGUGAAGCGCACGGGAACGGAAUUCAAACGUCCAUCCGGCCGAGAUGGCCGCGAUGGUGGUGGAUUCCGUGGAGGUGCCGGUGGAAGUCGCUUUGGCGGCUCAUCCGGCGGUGGCCGCGACAAGUGGACCAUGGAGUCCAAGCCUCUCCAAAAAAUCAACUGGAGCAAAAUGCAACUAUCUCCAUUCAAGAAGGACUUUUACCGGGAACAUCCGGCAAUCAAAAACCGCUCUCAACGUGACGUUGAACGGUUUUUGGAAAAACACGACAUUACACUGAUUGGAAAUUGUCCCAAGCCAAUUACUGAAUUUGAUGAAAUUGACAUGCCGGACUACGUAUUGAAUGAAAUCGAAAAGCAAGGCUUCCAAAGGCCUACUCCAAUUCAGGCUCAAGGGUGGCCAAUCGCCCUUAGUGGUUUGAACAUGGUCGGCGUAGCCAAGACCGGCUCCGGCAAAACUCUUGGAUAUAUGCUACCAGCAAUUGUGCACAUCAACCACCAGAAGCCGGACCCCAGUGUCCGUGGUCCACUGGUGCUUGUUCUUGCCCCAACCCGCGAGUUGGCACAGCAGAUUCAACAAGUUGCAACAGAUUUUGGAUCAUCGUCGUACAUUCGUAACACUUGCCUGUUCGGAGGUUCCAGCAAGGGCCCUCAGGCUAGCGAUUUGCGCCGAGGAGUUGAGAUUGUCAUUGCAACUCCCGGUCGUUUGAUUGAUUUCCUGGAAACUGGUACGACCACUCUACAGCGCGUUACCUACUUGGUUCUGGAUGAAGCCGAUCGUAUGUUGGACAUGGGCUUCGAACCCCAGAUUCGCAAGAUUUUGGAGCAAGUGCGCCCCGAUCGUCAAAUUUUGAUGUGGAGUGCCACGUGGCCAAAGGAAGUGCAGCGCUUGGCGCGUGAUUUCCUCGGAGAUUACGUCCAAAUCAAUGUUGGAUCACUGGAGUUGUCCGCUAAUCACAAUAUUACUCAGUACGUGAAAGUUAUUGAGGAACACGAGAAGAAUGAACAGCUUGGUAAGCUAUUGGACAAUCUUUCUGCCCGGGGUCCAGCCGGCAAGAUUCUGAUCUUCAGCACUACCAAGCGUAAGUGCGAUCAGAUUACCAGCUAUCUGCGCCGUUACGGUCAGGACGCCGUCGGAAUGCAUGGUGACAAGAGCCAGCAAGAGCGCGAGAGAGCACUGAACCGCUUCCGCAACUCAAACAGCUGCAUCUUGGUCGCUACCGAUGUUGCUGCUCGUGGUCUAGAUGUUGAUGGCAUCAAGGUGGUCAUCAAUUACGACUACCCGCAGCAGACGGAGGAUUACGUGCACCGUAUCGGUCGUACAGGUCGCUCGAACGCCACCGGAGAAGCGUACACCUUCUUCACGUCGAAUGAGCGCAAGAUGGCCAAGGAAUUGGUGGCCAUCCUUGAGGAAGCCAAACAGGACGUCCCACCAGAGUUGCUGAAGUGGCGCCACAUGGGCGGCGGUGGCAUCAACCGUUAUGGCAGCGGUGGUGGCAACCGAUUUGGCACAUUCAAGGGAGGACGUGGUGGUGAUUUCGGACGCGGAGGUGGCGACCGAUAUGGAGGUGGAGACCGAGGCGCAAAGCGAUCGUAUGGAGGCAGUUCCAGCUACGGAGGCUCGACGUCUAAUGGCUACAGUGGUAGCUCGAAUGGCUAUGGAAAUAGUUCAAGCAGCUAUCGCAACGGUACUAGUGGAGGCAGUAGUAAUACGAAGCACAUAAAGUUUGACGACUAAACACGUCGUUCUGUACUACUUUGUCUCAUCUCUAGUAGGAUUAGUCUUAGCUCGUCGUCUUAUCUCUAAUCUUAAUGAUAACCUAUUUAAUUUAAACAACAAUCGUAAAAAAGUAUUGUUUUAGUUGAUCCACGUGCGCGAGAAAUGGACCAAUUACGUUUGUCAUUUAGAUAGUGAUAGUGAUAGUGAAUUUCUACCCUCCGAAGUUGAACGAAAACCAUUCAUUUGUAAACGAUCGCGCACCGAUGGAACUCGGGAAGAAGAUGAAAAUACUUACAAAUCUUAAUUGCUGUGAUAGAGCGUCAGUCGAGUAUCACGUUUAUAUCAAUCGGUUUGAUUUAGUUUGAAGUUUUAAUUUGAAAAGGCAAUCAUUUACCAAAUCUGGAAAUUAGGUACACAAAUGAAACAAUAAACCCAGGAACUGUAAGUUGAAGGCUUUUGUUCGGAUUGAACCGUUCAACACAAGGGCGGUGACAUUCCAGUGUAUUAAUUAGCAAACCAUGUGGUUCCUCGAUGGAAAAUAAAACAAAGAGAAAUAAAAUCAGUUCACUUUACAAUAAA
Aedes aegypti (yellow fever mosquito) is the source of this 2668-nucleotide messenger RNA. RefSeq names its product ATP-dependent RNA helicase dbp2. Lineage: Eukaryota; Metazoa; Arthropoda; Insecta; Diptera; Culicidae. Gene Ontology annotation, molecular function: RNA binding; ATP binding; RNA helicase activity. The transcript is spliced from 5 exons. The record is from RefSeq and is a predicted model, not a curated record. Bases 323 to 2107 code for a protein of 594 amino acids. Gene Ontology annotation, cellular component: cytoplasm; ribonucleoprotein complex; nucleus.